AUGCCCAGGAGGAAGAGGAAGGACCCCAACGCGCCCAAGCGCGCCAUGACCGCCUACAUGCUCUUCUCGCAGGAGAAACGAACGCAGAUUAAGACCGACCAUCCCACCGUCGGCUUCGGCCAAGUGGGCAAGCUGCUCGGAGAGGCCUGGGCGGCGCUGCCCGACGGAGAUAAGAGGAAGUACAACGAGCUUGCCGCCAAGGACAAGAUCCGGUACCAGAAGGAGGCGGCUCAGUACAAGGAGGACCACCCCGAGAGCAGCGAUGAGGAGGAGAGGCCGGCCAAGAAGAGGAAGAAGAAGGAUCCCAAUGCCCCCAAGAAGCCCUGCUCGGCCUUCUUCCACUUCAGCAAGAAGAUGAGGCCACGAAUCAAGGACGAGAACCCAGACGCCUCCUUCGGCCAGCUCGGCAAGAUCAUUGGCGAACAGUGGUCGAAGCUCGGAGCCGAUGAGCGAAAGGAAUUCGAGACCCUUGCCGCCGCAGACAAGGAGCGAUACGCGAAGGAGAUGAAGGACUAUCAGGCCAAGAAGGACUCUAGCUCCGACUCUGAUAGCUCUGACUCGUCCGACAGCGAUUCCUCCUCUGGCUCGUCCGGCUCGUCUGAUUCGGAUUCUGACUAG
Molecule: messenger RNA, 618 nt
Organism: Acanthamoeba castellanii str. Neff
Lineage: Eukaryota; Discosea; Longamoebia; Acanthamoebidae
Product: HMG (high mobility group) box domain containing protein
Exons: 3
Coding region: 1-618 (205 amino acids)
Source: RefSeq, a predicted model, not a curated record